GUGGUGGCCUGCGAUGGUGUUUUGAACUAUCGCGCUUUCUGUAUGCAGUAGCCUGCCCAAUAAAAUCACGUGGUUUGUUCCUGGUUAGCAGCACCAUACAAACAGAAAGACAAAGCUAGCGGCAUUUGGACAUCGUUACAGGACAAACAUGAGUCUACGAAAGCAAACCCCGAGUGAUUUCUUGAAGCAAAUCAUUGGAAGACCAGUGGUGGUAAAACUGAAUUCAGGAGUGGAUUACAGAGGUGUUCUUGCAUGUCUGGAUGGCUACAUGAACAUUGCUGUGGAACAAACAGAAGAAUAUGUAAAUGGACAGUUAAAGAACAAGUAUGGAGAUGCAUUUUUGAGGGGAAACAAUGUUUUGUAUAUCAGCACCCAGAAGAGAAAGCUUUGAAGUUUUCCAGUUUUUCAUGUGAUGGUAUUUGUUUAUGGUUGUAUUUUUGAAUCACUGUUUACAGUUUCUCAGUUUCAGUUUGUUGUGCAACCACUUUUUUUGUAAAUUGAAGCACAUUUGGGCAUGUAGCUACAGCAUGAUGCAAUAAAUAAUUGAAUAAAACGAAGUUCUGGA
Messenger RNA from Sardina pilchardus (European sardine), 565 nucleotides. RefSeq names its product LSM6 homolog, U6 small nuclear RNA and mRNA degradation associated (gene lsm6). The record is from RefSeq and is a predicted model, not a curated record. Gene Ontology annotation, cellular component: P-body; nucleolus; U6 snRNP. Gene Ontology annotation, biological process: mRNA splicing, via spliceosome; maturation of SSU-rRNA. The transcript has 4 exons. Gene Ontology annotation, molecular function: RNA binding. NCBI's taxonomy places the organism in Eukaryota, Metazoa, Chordata, Actinopteri, Clupeiformes, Clupeidae. The coding region runs from base 149 to 391 and encodes 80 amino acids.